Maylandia zebra (zebra mbuna) is the source of this 2766-nucleotide messenger RNA. The record is from RefSeq and is a predicted model, not a curated record. NCBI's taxonomy places the organism in Eukaryota, Metazoa, Chordata, Actinopteri, Cichliformes, Cichlidae.
UCAAACGUCAGAUACGCAAAUUAUUCUAAAGGAAGAGGUUGUGUGCCAUUCAUUUCGGGCUCUUGAGUGGGAGGCCGGUUGUUUUCUCGUCGUGGAGAAGGGAUGACCAACUCGUUAAUGGUUUCAGUGGGAUUUCCAUAGCUUUUCUUUUUCUUCUUCCUCCUCCAUUCCGCUUCAGUAGAACUUCGACCAAAGGGGAUUUAUAACUUCGGGAUUUACUUGAAAACCGCGGAUAUCUCUUUCCGGGAUAAAUCAAACAAUGAUGCCUCUUUCUUUUCUCUGCGUGUUCUGCAUGUGGAUAAGUUUAGUCUGUCCAUCGCUGGGAACGGGCUUUGUUUAUCACUUCCCGGGCAUCACUUUGCAGCGGCAGCGCAUCAAAUCGGAACAGAGUGGCGUCACGGGACCGCCGGGUACUGGAUCCCGAACCCAACUCAGGAACUGGUGUCAGUACACUGUUUUCAAAACAGUGUCUUGUCAGGUGCACAAUGGGACUGAAACCACAGUGCAGAGAGUGUUUCAGAACUGCCGGUGGCCCGGACCCUGCUCCAAAGUCAUCAGCUACAGGACUGUGAUCAGACCGUCAUUCAGGACUACCUACAAGCAAGUCACUGCACUGGAGUGGAGAUGCUGUCCAGGAUUUGUGGGAGAAGAGUGUCGUGAAGAGUGCAUGAACUGCACCAGCUUCAAUCAAAUGAACAGCAGAAUAAAUGCGAUAGAAAAAAAGAUCACACUCUUAGAAGAGGGAUGCUCAGCUCUGCCCACAGCCAGUAGUUUACCGGGGGGCUCAACGGACAAUGAGGUGGACACAUCCCGCCCCACUCAACCACCAGGAGCAUCAGGAAACAGAGGGCCUCCAGGGCCAAUGGGACCUCCAGGGCCUCCAGGUUCUACAGGACUUCCAGGUCUACCAGGGUCUCCAGGCAGUUCUGGACCUGUUGGUAAAAAAGCAAAAACAUUUAGCAGACCAAAGGGAGAAAGAGGUUUUCCUGGAGAGAUCGGUCGACCCGGCCCCCCUGGCCCACCAGGUCCUCCGGGUCCUUCAGAACCGAGUCCGUUUCCUGUCAGAAACCGGGGCGACGUUUUUCACGUGGACCAUCAAGAAGAGAACCCCAUCCAUGCCGUUCUCCAGGAACCUCAGGUCAUAGCUGGUCCUCCCGGUCCAGUCGGCCCCUCAGGUGCACCAGGAGAGAGAGGACGUGCAGGGAUACCAGGUGUGCCGGGACAAAAUGGCAAGGAGGGCCUCCCAGGCAAGCCCGGCAGUCCCGGCCCUAAAGGAGAUCCAGGGGAGCGGGGACCCCCGGGUGCCACAGGCGAGCAGGGCCUACCUGGAGCACCCGGGCCAAAAGGAGAGCCAGGAGAAGGCUUGAACGAGGGCGAAGCCGUGCAGCAGCUCAGGGAGGCCCUGAAGAUCCUGGCUGAGAGGGUCCUGAUCCUGGAGCACAUGAUUGGCAUUCAUGAAACCUCUGAGGGAUCUGGAUUUGGCAGCGUUUCAGACCCGCUGUCUUUCACUGCCCUCAAAACCAAACGCCUUCAGCCUGUUCAAACUCCAGCACUGCGCGAGAGACAAAGACGAGUUGCCCUUUAAGAGGAUCGUCUAAUUUGGAUGCUUUUGUUAGUAGUUGUGGAGGAUGUUGCAAACUUUUGCAUAACUGGAUAUCUGAUUUAUCAGAUUCCUCAUACCUUUUUUUUGUUAAUGUAUUUUUGUUAUAAUUUUGCCUUCUUUGACACACACAAAAAGUACUGUUGUAAAAAUUAAGUUCUAUACAGACAUGAGAUGUUGAGCAUUUCUUCCAUAUAAAAGGCUCCCCCCAGCCUUUUUCACCCUGUUGCUGCGUGAUCAUAGUCUGCAUAACCUCGGCAGAAGCACUUACAUGUUGUUAUACAAUGAAAUAUCAUCUCAUAAAAUGUUAUGAGCCUUUUGGCAUCUUUCUUUCCUCAGAUAAAAGACUGCCUAGUAAAGGCAUCAAUUCCCUUGGCUGAGGUUGCAAAGCAGCUCAGAGCUGGACUGAAAAUAUACUAUUAAGUGUCAAACAUGUUCUUGGAAUAACCUCGAGGUUCAUCUUCUGUGCCUGUCCAACAUAUUUCUUACCCUCCUUUCUCUCUGUCUCUCUGCUGCUCUGCCUUGUUAAUACUGAGGUAAGACAUGACAAGCUGCCAAGAAUAUCUGCUUAAAAUAAGGCUAGGUGAAAUGAGUAACAUCUGGAGGGGUCACAUCUGGAAAGCUAAAGGAAGGGGAUGCUGGAACCGGUGAAUUUUAGCCUGGAAACAACAACCGCCGCCUGGCCCCAGUGCUCCUUCAUGCAAAUGCUGUCAGGGGACUCUACUUGUCAGGGUUACAUUGACUUCUUCAUAAACUGCCUCUGAGAUUUCUUUCUAAACUGAUAUGAUUAUUGUAUAACAAGUCUCCGGGAGACCCAGCUGUUGGUUUCUGAAUAAAGCUCCGGCCUUGUCUGGUAUUUGUUUUCUAGCUUACAAGCUCCUUAUGUGAAAGGCAUGUUUGGAAAUAUGCCGGUGCGUUUUCGUGCCAAGAACUAGAGCUAUGAUCAAUACCACUCUCAUUUCUGUAGGUAAAUAUUAAACAGCUUUCCUAAGGUUAAGAAAAAAAUAGCACAGCUGGGGAUUACGGUGCUGCUCUCACAAUCUAUCAUCUGUUUGGUUUGCCUCAGUUUGAGAUUUUACGAAUUUCUGACAGCCACAAUAAUUUUCCAUCUAGUGAAGAACUAAAUGAAAAACUACAGCUCUGUGAUCUGCUGACAUCUUAAUAAA